AUCAGGUUAGAGUCUACUUUGACAGAAAAUCUUAGGAGAUCAUUGCAGUCGUGCAAAGCUAGUGAGAACGAGGAAAAGCUCGAAGGACUUGCUGUGUUUUUUAGAAAAAACACUGUAAAAACUCGAAUUUUGGAAGGUUUGUUGUACAUUCUUAGACAGCUUUUGGCAUCGUAUGAUGGAUCUAAAGCAUUUGGAUAUCUCCCGUAUAAUGACGCCUAUGGUAUAUUUUGUGGUUUCAUGGAAAGAGAAGUAGAGGAUAAGGAAUUUCGAAAUCACCUUUUGCAUGAGGAAUAUGGACUGUGUGUUUAUGUGAUAAAAGUGCUUGAUAAUCGCUACAUUAUUCUGCAAAAUGAUACUGUAGCUAUAGACAAGUUUCUCUUGGAACUUGACCAACUUCUGUCAAAAGAUAAGGCGGAUAACUUUUCAAGAUUUGAUUUGAAUGUGGAGUCAUUAAAGAGAGUAUUACAGUCUAUGGAUACAGAAUCUGACAAAUCUGUUUUGAAAGCCAUGAUUUUUGCUACAGCUUCAAGGAAGAAGGUUCAAGAACUAGGCAUUAAGCCAGACAAUGCUGUUAAGUUGCUCAAUAAAGUUUUGACUGCAUCAACUGAAUGUGAAAGAGCUAAUGAAGCAGCAGAGGACAUUCUAAAACUACGAGAUGGAGAGAAAUUAAAAGUAAUUGAUGAAAAGAUAACAGCUAUUGACAAAAUCCUAAGCAGAAGAGAAAGCUUGAUUUCUGAAAGAAAAAAAGCAGAUCUCAUUGCAGAAAAGUCAAGCCUUGAAGACAGAAAAGAAGGCAUACAGAAAGACCUGCAACAAAGUGACCCUCAGAGUCUUAGAAGACUGCAACAAAGGAAGCGAAGAUUAGCUAAAACACUUAUCGAUGAGAACAGAGUGAAAAGACGAAAACUCGGUGCAGGGGCAAAGAAGUCAUUGGAUACUGAAGAUGAAGAAUUCAUAGCACGUUCUAUAGAAGAAACAAGCACAGCACAUGGUAGACGUCAUGAUACUGUACUUUACAGCCAUCAUCGCGUUAAGAAGUGCUACUUUUUGUCAUUAGCUAACUAUAACUUACACAGGAAGUGGUAAAAAGCUGAUCAAAUCGGCUACAACUGUACUUAACAGAAGUAGACCAAAAAAUAUAAAUUCCAGGGCAGCAAAGGCACAUUGUGGGAAGUCUCUAUUUUGUUCCAAAAAGCCCCCUAAGACUGAAACUGAACUAGGUCUAGCAACCCAUCAUCAAAGGGCACAUAUUCGCAAUUGUAAGCUUGACAUGUUCAAAGAAGAGAAUAGGGCUAGAAGUCUAAUGAUCAGUUUUGAUGACAAAGCAUACAUCAGGCCUGGAAGUGAUGUGGGAGCCAGGAAUGUCAAAAAGGGAGUAAUAUAUGAUGUUUCCGACCCUUCAAAACAAAAAGCGCUUCCCCAACAUGAUUUUACAGAGGCAAAAGUACAUCAAACACCAUCUUCUUUUAGGUUUAUAAGAGGCAAAGUUGCAACCAUUGACGGAGAGCAAAAGUUUAUUCACGAAGACGAUCAAACAAUUGUAACUGUGCGUCCUAAGAGCUACAUUGGUAGCUCAGGAAGUGUAUGGGCCUCUGAUCAACUUAAGAUUAAAUGGGAAGUUCCUCAGGUUUUUGAACAAUCUACAAUAUCACCACCAAAGUUCUCAUUGCCUGUGAGGAAAUUUUGUCAUCGUGUUCAUGAUAUAUUAUUUUAUUUCAAAGAUUGCACACUCAGAAGUGACGUCAUGUGUGUAACAAGUAACAUCAAUUGUCAGUUUAAAGAAUAUGAAAUGAAAAAGCUGAAGUGGUUGAAAAACCAGCUGUCUGAAGCAGUCAGUAUUUUCCAUGAAGAGAAAGAAACACUCACCCACCAUGAAGUUGCCAGUGGAACUGAGCUCAUAGGCAUUAUCAACGACAUCCAGGAAGUGAAUGAUGACAUCGAUAAGACCAGCUCAACAUCAAGUGCAAAUACUAUCUGGGAACAUCAAGAAAAGGCUGUUAACCUUUGUGAUGCUGCGAUUGCAUUCAUCAACAGUCUCAAGUUGCCACCACUCUGUGACCAUAUUUUGCAAGCAACAGAUGCAGGUCCAGGGGUUGGGGUCACUAACAUCGAGGUUAAGUACAGAGACAUUGAGAUGUCAAGGAUUAAUAGCUGGACUCACAUGAACAGGAUUCACAGGGCACCACACGAUUCAGGACAAAACGAAGCGGAGCGUUCUAACGCUGCUAUAGGUGAAGCUUUGGUUGAUGGCAGAGCAUUACACUGGGAAUACUUUCAACCAACCGAUCUCAUUAGUGAAGAAGAACUGAAAACACUCACAGUUGAAGAAAUGAAAGAGCUAGAGGCAGAAGUAGUGGAGCGUAAUGCAUGGAGAGUUGCCCAGGAUGUUGUGUCAAGAAUCGAUGGCGAGCCUGGACCAGCUGGUGACUGUAUGAAGGCCUUUGUUACCAAUCGUAAAGAACAGCAGUUCUUUUUCAAUACCGAAUACAUUCAGCAAUACAAUGCUGCAAAGUCGGAGACGAGAAAAGUAAAAGUCCCAGGACACAACUAUUUCAAAAAAUUAGAUGACCUCAUAGAAUCCUGUAUGACUACUGGAGAAAUGUUUCACGAGUACUGUGAAAAUGAGUCAGUGGAUCCCACCCCUCGUCCAGUUCCAGACAUCAACAAACUUCCAAAGUAUCACUAUCUGCCUGUUGCAGAAAUACCCAUCACAAAUACAGACGACGGUAAAAGAAGAGAAGUGGAUGAUUAUCACCCUAGAGCACGUUUAAAGCAAGCCCACAAAAAGAAUGAAAUCAAUAUCGAGGAUAGUGCAAGUGUUCAGACCUUUAGCAACAGAUACAUUGUUGAAGAAAGUCUUGUGAGAAAAUACCUAGCACAUUUAAAUCAUUUAGAGAUGAUGAGUGGGAAGAGAAAAAUGGAAAAGAAAAACAAGAAUUUGAAAGAGAACACAAUGUCUUAUGAGGAAUUUGACUGGAUGGAAAUGCUGAUUAGUGGAACACUAGCGAAACAGCGUGUAUGUGUUCUGGACAAAUAUAUCGAUAAACAUAAUUUGCUAGCAGUAAAGGGUAAAAACAAGCCACAGAAAGUCAAUGCUAUUAUGGAUCACUUACGGUCAUUUGCUGAGAGCACACAAACAAACAAACAAUGCUCCCUCAGUGUGGAAGAGGUGGAUGAUCAUGAUGAAUGUGAGGUAGAU
Messenger RNA from Pocillopora meandrina, 3199 nucleotides. The record is from the annotation of a GenBank genome assembly. Lineage: Eukaryota; Metazoa; Cnidaria; Anthozoa; Scleractinia; Pocilloporidae.